ACGACACUUAAAAUGUUCCAAUUUCUCGUGCUUACGUGUUUUAUUGCACUGGCAAGUGCUAAUCCGCAAUGGCCAGGCAUCCCUCAAAUCCCCGGAAUCCCAAAAGUUCCACAAAUCCCCGGAAUACCGAAAUUGCCUCAAAUUCCAGGCUUUCCCAACUGGGACGACCUCAGUUCUAACAACGACGUUCCAUUAUCGACUCCAAUUUUCCCCGAAGAAGCACGUUCUUCGUUCUCACAAUCAUCCCGAAUUAUCGCUGGAUUUCCCGCUCAAGUCGGUCAAUUCCCUCACCAAGUGCGCCAAUAUGCUCCAGUAUCCCCGACACAAGGUGUCGUUUGUGGCGCUUCAAUUUUAUCAGAAACUGUAAUUUUAACAGCUGCUCAUUGCACCAAAGAUCACAACAAAUUCGUGCUUGGAUUCGGAUCCGUUGAUUUCAACAAUCCCGCUGUCCAGAUAACGACUGAACGGAAAAUCGAACAUCAAGGUUACAAUCCGUCGAAUUUGAACAACGAUAUUUCGCUGUUGAUCCUUCCCACGAAACUUGAAUUUACGCGAAACAUUCAACCGAUUCAACUUCCAAGCUACAGUCAACAAAGCAAAACUUUUGAAAAUGCAAAAGCGACGGUUUCGGGACAUGGAAGAACUUCGGAUAGCAGUUCGACGUCAUCUCGUUUGAUGUACACGAACGUCAAAGUCAUCGGAAAUAGCGAAUGUGCUCGUCAUUAUGGAAGUAUCAUUCAGCAAUUCACUGUUUGCACCACCGGAUGGGAUAAUAAUCGUCAACAAACUUGCCAAGGUGACUCGGGAGGUCCAUUGAUCACGUAUGACGAUAAUUUAGGGAAAAAUAUCCAAAUUGGGGUUGUUUCAUUCGUUUCUGGACGCGGAUGUGAAGCAGGAAUUCCAGCUGGUUAUGUAAGAGUUUCAAGUUAUUUGGAUUGGAUCAAGCAAAAGUCGGGAGUUCAAGCUAGACCAUAAAUUGUAACUUCGAGAAUUUCUAUCAGUUUUGCAAUUUUUUUUUCAAAAAACAUGUCGUGAAUUAAGGAAUGUCGUAAAAUAUCGACGGUUUACAAUUGUAGGGGGAUGGGGUCAAAAAAUGAUGUAUUUUAUCCGAUAUCGUAAAUGAAUAGAAAAAAUUUUCUAUGAUAGAAAUUUA
This is a messenger RNA of Culicoides brevitarsis, 1153 nucleotides long. Its product is annotated as collagenase-like. Gene Ontology annotation, biological process: proteolysis. The transcript has 2 exons. The record is from RefSeq and is a predicted model, not a curated record. Lineage: Eukaryota; Metazoa; Arthropoda; Insecta; Diptera; Ceratopogonidae. The coding region runs from base 13 to 975 and encodes 320 amino acids. Gene Ontology annotation, molecular function: serine-type endopeptidase activity.